GGCAGGUACGGGCUACGUAUACCAGACCUCCAAAAAUCCCGGCAGCAGCGAAGUACAAAGAUUUGGAGACAGCUGGUCCGAUCCAAAACUUCUAAACGUAAAACCAGACAUUUAACGGAUAUAGGUCCCAUGCGCGGCGAUAUUUCUGCUGUCGCACUCCUUUUCUUCCUCUCCUGUUCUCCUUGAAGCCAAUUGAUCACUGAGAUACCGCCGAGAUGAAGUCGUUAAUAUCCUUCGUCGUCCUCUUCUUUGUCGCCCUCGCCCAUGCGAUCAGCUCUAGCGGGAAUAGGUUGCUGGUCCUCCUCGAGGAUGUUGCUGAGAAGGAGGGCUACUCUACGUUCCUAGGUGAUUUAGAGGGUCGAGGAUUUCAGAUCAACUACGAAACUCCCAAGAGCGAAGGUCUAAGCUUAUUCCACCUGGGCGAGAGGUCUUACGACCAUGUUCUAUUCCUCCCAACCAAGUCAAAAGGACUCGGCCCAAACUUAACACCUAAGAUCCUCCUCGAUUUCAUCAAUGCAAAUGGCAACAUCCUCCUAGCUCUCUCAGCUUCUCAACCAGCCCCGACAUCCAUCGUCUCUCUACUUCUCGAAUUAGAUAUUCACCUACCUUCCGAUCGACAGGGUCUCGUUGUCGACCAUUUCAACUACGAUGUGUUGUCUGCCCCAGAGAAGCACGACGUGCUCUUGCUUCCGCCCACGGGACCUCUUCGUCCAGAUAUUAAGGAUUUCUUCAGCCCAGUCUCUGCAGACGGAGGGGUUAUCGCCUUCCCAAGAGGCACAGCCCAGACCCUCGGCUCAGGUGCCCUCCUUACGCCGAUCCUGCGCGCUCCCUCCACAUCUUACAGUUACAAUCCGAAAGAGCAAGCCGAAGUCAUCGACGAGCUCUUCGCAAGCGGCUCCCAGCUCUCCCUUGUGAGCACCUUCCAAGCUCGCAACUCGGCUCGGUUCACAGUCAUUGGUUCCGCCGAGAUGUUGAGCGACAAGUGGUUCGAUGCUAAGGUGAAGAAGGUGGGCGAGGAGAAGGAGGUCAGCACUGUUAACCGCGAAUUCGCUAAGCGAGUAGCGGGCUGGACCUUCAAGGAGAUUGGCGUCCUGAGAGUGAACUGGAUUGAGCACCACCUGAACGAGGUUGGCCAGAGCAACGCCAGCAACCCUAAAAUCUACCGUAUUAAGAACGACGUGACAUACUCUAUCUCCCUCUCCGAGUACUCCUGGGACAAAUACACCCCCUUCACCGUCCCGGAUAACGACGACCUGCAGCUGGAAUUCAGCAUGCUGUCCCCCUUCCACCGUCUCCAGCUAAACCCCACUAUCUCAUCCGAGGACAGCACAACAUAUUCAGUAUCAUUCAAGCUGCCGGACCAGCACGGCAUCUUCAACUUCAUGGUCAACUACAAGCGCCCGUUCUAUAGCAACGUCGAGGAGAAGAACACGGUCUCGGUCCGGCACUUUGCUCACGAUGAGUGGCCCCGCAGUUACGUCAUCAGCGGCGCCUGGCCCUGGAUCGCGGGUAUCGGUGUCACUGUUACUGGAUGGCUGGGCUUCUGCGCUCUCUGGCUGUAUAGCAAACCUGCGGCUACCUCGGAGAAGAAGAGGCAGUAAAUGUUACGAUGUGAUGGGAUGUAAGUGUCUUAAAUAUAUAGGCACUAAGGCAGAUACGAAUGAAACCAAUUGAUGUGAUUACGGGGCUUGUGACUGACUACAUAUGUAAUUAUGUACUUGUGGAAUGAGUGGCACGGAACGAUAUGUGAUGGCGCUUUGGGCCAUAUGAUUACCCAGGGGCGUGGAGGAGUUAUGAGGAGGGAGAUGGUGGAUGUAUGACCAUGACACAAUAAAAGGGGUUCUCAUAUAGAGCGACUCCUCUUCGUCUGAGAGAGGAUGGGUUGAUCUAGCUAGUCAGAAGCUGUCAGUAAUGAACGGCUAAUAAAAAUUCAUUCAUGAAAGAUAUACAAUAUUGAUUUUCCAACG
Molecule: messenger RNA, 1967 nt
Organism: Daldinia loculata
Lineage: Eukaryota; Fungi; Ascomycota; Sordariomycetes; Xylariales; Hypoxylaceae
Product: Dolichyl-diphosphooligosaccharide-protein glycosyltransferase 48kDa subunit
Exons: 4
Coding region: 216-1601 (461 amino acids)
Cellular component (GO): oligosaccharyltransferase complex; endoplasmic reticulum membrane
Source: RefSeq, a predicted model, not a curated record